UUUUGGGAAUAAGAGCACCCGCUUAGUCAUAAACAUUCUAAAAUAGCAGCGGCCUCGUGCACCUUCUUCACCAUCGUCUUCUUUCUUCUUCUUCUUCUCCUUCUCCUCCUUCGACUCCGAUCGGAUUUCUCUCGUUUCGUUCCACGAGAUAUACGAUGGGUUUUCUUCGCGGAAUCACGGCACUGUCGAAGCUCCGAUCUCGCCUUGGCCAGCAAACUACUCAGCUAGGUUCAGUCCGGUGGCUGCAAAUCCAGAGCGCUUCUGAUCUGGACCUUCGUUCUCAAUUGAAGGAUCAAAUUCCCGAACAACAGGAGCGCUUGAAGAAAAUAAAAUCAGAUAGUGGAAAAUUUCAGCUUGGCAACAUCACCGUUGAUAUGGUAAUUGGUGGAAUGCGAGGAAUGACCGGAUUGCUGUGGGAAACAUCAUUACUCGACCCAGAUGAGGGAAUCCGCUUUAGGGGGCUCUCUAUUCCAGAAUGCCAGAAGCUAUUACCUGCUGCAAUCCCUGGGGGGGAACCCUUGCCUGAGGGCCUUCUUUGGCUACUUUUGACUGGGAAGGUACCAAGUAAAGAGCAGGUUGAUGCAUUAUCCAAGGAACUGCAAAGCCGCUCUGCAGUUCCAGAUCAUGUGUACAAAGCGAUCGAUGCUUUUCCUGUCACAGCUCAUCCAAUGACACAGUUUGCAACUGGUGUUAUGGCACUGCAGGUCGAAAGUGAGUUUCAGAAGGCAUAUGAUCAAGGGAUACCAAAGUCAAAGUUCUGGGAACCAACAUAUGAGGACUCCAUGAACUUGAUUGCACGAGUUCCAGUAGUGGCUGCUUAUGUCUAUCGAAGGGUUUAUAAGGACGGGAGAGUUAUAUCCACUGAUAAAUCUCUGGAUUAUGGUGCAAACUUUUCUCACAUGCUUGGGUUUGAUGAUCCAAAAAUGCUGGAGCUGAUGAGGCUUUAUGUUACAAUCCACAGUGAUCAUGAGGGGGGCAAUGUUAGCGCUCAUACUGGUCAUCUGGUUGCCAGUGCACUUUCCGAUCCUUAUCUUUCAUUUGCAGCUGCCCUCAAUGGUUUAGCUGGGCCACUUCAUGGGUUGGCAAAUCAGGAAGUCCUGCUAUGGAUCAAAUCUGUUGUAAAAGAAUGCGGUGAAAACAUAACAACUGAACAGUUAAAGGAGUAUGUAUGGAAGACAUUAAACAGUGGGAAGGUCGUCCCUGGAUUUGGGCAUGGAGUUCUUCGUAAAACUGAUCCUAGAUACACUUGCCAAAGAGAAUUUGCAUUGAAACACUUACCUGAUGAUCCACUUUUCCAGCUGGUUUCAAAACUGUAUGAAGUUGUGCCUCCGAUUCUCACGGAUCUGGGCAAGGUUAAGAACCCUUGGCCCAAUGUUGAUGCUCACAGUGGAGCACUGCUGAACCAUUUCGGUUUAACUGAAGCUAGAUACUAUACUGUUCUGUUUGGUGUUUCCCGGAGCUUAGGAAUAUGCUCUCAGCUGAUUUGGGAUAGAGCUCUAGGGUUGCCUCUUGAGAGGCCCAAGAGUGUGACCAUGGACUGGCUUGAAAGCCACUGCAAGAAAUCUGCUUAAUGCCUGCAAGUGUUUUUUCUGCCAGAAAGUAUUUACAUUUUAACACAUCUCGCUAAACAUUUUUUUGAAAAGGUUAUGUAACUUUCGCUGUAAGUUUAAAGAUGAUCUUCCAGAAUCAUCACGGCAACUUGGUCCAUUUUUGUUAAAUUUUUACAAAUUUUAAUCUAAAUAAGUGCAUUGUUGUCUGUUA
Dioscorea cayenensis subsp. rotundata (Guinea yam) is the source of this 1761-nucleotide messenger RNA. Its product is annotated as citrate synthase, mitochondrial. Gene Ontology annotation, cellular component: mitochondrial matrix. Gene Ontology annotation, biological process: carbohydrate metabolic process; tricarboxylic acid cycle; citrate metabolic process. Bases 156 to 1571 code for a protein of 471 amino acids. The transcript is spliced from 20 exons. NCBI's taxonomy places the organism in Eukaryota, Viridiplantae, Streptophyta, Magnoliopsida, Dioscoreales, Dioscoreaceae. The record is from RefSeq and is a predicted model, not a curated record.